This is a messenger RNA of Oncorhynchus keta (chum salmon), 10196 nucleotides long. Its product is annotated as protein FAM83H. The coding region runs from base 348 to 4004 and encodes 1218 amino acids. Gene Ontology annotation, molecular function: keratin filament binding. The record is from RefSeq and is a predicted model, not a curated record. The transcript is spliced from 13 exons. Gene Ontology annotation, cellular component: keratin filament. Lineage: Eukaryota; Metazoa; Chordata; Actinopteri; Salmoniformes; Salmonidae. Gene Ontology annotation, biological process: intermediate filament cytoskeleton organization; protein localization to cytoskeleton; positive regulation of cell migration.
GUGAUAAUAGGAGGAGUUGGGAGGGAGGAAAGGGAGUGAGUUACUCAACUUCUUCCCUGUUUUAUCUCCCCGCGGUGUGGAAGAGCGCAGGCAAAGAGGUAGGUUUAGCAGACGCAGACAGGUCGGACUUGAGUCGUGUGGAGUUCCUGGGCGUUUUGAUCGGAUAGGGUGGAGUCCCAACGGGAGAAAGGAAUGUAAUACACAGACGAGCCGAGGAACACUAGUGGCAGUAUCGCGGAAGGGAUAUACGGCCAUACACCGCGGUUCUAGCAAAAAAAGACAAGGUAGUCUACAGGUUGAUGCCCACUUGAGGGUUUGAGUCCCUUCCCCCUAACCCCGACCCCAUCAUGGCCCACCGGUCCCAGAGUUCGGACAUCGGGGACAACCCCCUGGACCCUAACUUCCUGCCCCCCCACUACAGAGAAGAAUACCGUCUCGCCAUUGAUGCUCUGGUGGAGACAGACCUACAGGGCUACUAUGAAUUUCUUCAGAAAGCAGAUGUGGUCAGCUUUCUCUGUCAACCGGAAAUCGAACACAUCAAGACCACGAUCCAGACACCCAACCAGGCCCCGACCUCGAACGUACCGGAGCUGCCCUAUCAUGAGGCAGACGCUGACGGCUCGUCUGACACCUACUGGCCGAUGCACUCUGACACAGCAGCCCCAGGGUUGGACCUGGGCUGGCCCCUCCAGGCGCACAGCUUUAUCGGCCCCACCGAGGUCACGACCCUGGUCAACCCCAGCGAGCCCGACAUGCCAAGCAUCAAGGAGCAGGCCAGACGACUCAUCAAGAAUGCACAGCACGUCAUCGCUGUGGUGAUGGACAUGUUUACAGACGUGGAUCUGUUUUCUGACUUGCUGGAUGCUGCGGCGCGUCAAGUCCCCGUAUACAUUCUAUUGGACGAACAGAAUGCCCAUCACUUCGUCUCCAUGGUGAUCAACUGUAAGGUCAACUUGGACCUUGUCCACAUGAUGCGUGUGCGGACGGUGGCGGGAGUGACCUAUUUCUGUCGGACAGGGAAGUCAUUUAAAGGACAGGUGAAAAACCGCUUUCUAUUGGCUGACUGCAGGGCCGUGCUCAGUGGAAACUACAGUUUCAUGUGGUCCUAUGAGAAGCUGCAUCGCUGCAUCGCUCAUCUCUUCCUGGGAGAACUGGUCACCACCUUUGACGAGGAGUUCCGCAUCCUGUUCGCUCAAUCACAGCCCCUCACUGUUGACCACGCCCUAGUGCCUUUCUCCUCUGACAGCAGCAGCAGCAGUUACUAUGGUAACCAGUUUGGCUUGAAGCGGACCCAGUCCCUGCGAAACCCUCUGGGUUUCCAACGACACACCCCCGAACUUCCGGCCUACCCUUUCGGAGGAGGAGAUUCCGAGCGUUCUGCGUUCCGAAGAGAUGACAUGUUCCGACAUACCAUAGACCCAGGAGGACUGAAUCUUGGGAAGUUUGCAGUGUCACAGCAGUUCAGGAUGCAGCAGAGCCGCUCCAUGGUCUCCAGGCAGAUGGAGAUAAGCGCCAGUGACUAUAAGAGGCACAGCUACACAGAGGGAACCCAGGAGAGCUACUCCUCGUCCAGACAGUACAUGAAGCACAGAGUUAUGAACAACCUGGAUGAGACAGAGCAGCACUACCACAGGGAGCAGAGCCAGUCCAGCCACUACUACCAGGGUGGUGAGGGACCUGGGUUAGGACCUGGGUCGGGGCUAGAAGGACCUGGCUCAGGCCAUGGACACUACGACAGGCUGAGGAACAGACCAGCACUGGACCAGUACUCUGACUCAGGCUACCCCUAUGAGGAACCUCCUGGUCCAGAGGGCUACGGCAGAGACUACUUCUCCUCUGAGGACCUGAAACAUGACCCGGGACAUCCACCAGCAGGGGGAAGGUACGGAGGUGGCAGUGGCCACAAGAGGCCGACGGUGGGCCAGCCCUAUGCCUGCCUGUCGUCCCCCACCCAUCCGCACCCCCCAGAGAAGCAGGUGUUCCCCGUCCCAGCGGAGGCAGACCACGACCAGGACCCCAACGUCAGACAGGGCCUCCGCAGCUGGAGGAUCAACUCCUACCUCAGCGCCUACGGGGACACAGGAGAGGAGGGGCUGCUCCAACCUCUGGGCCCUGAUGCUUUCCAAGACCCUGAGUCUGAUGGGAAAUCGUACGCCCAUGAGGCAAGAGAGCCUCCGAAUGUCCCUUCCAAGCCUAGACCGGAUAUCCGACCGCUGCACUACAGCAAGCCCUUCAUGCCUGAGAGCAUGGGGAAGGACAGGGCUGACCGAUGGACCACAGAGUGGGAGAAAGAGAGAGAGAAAGAGCGGGCGGUGGGGGGGAGGGAGGUGGGGACAGACGUGGAGAUGCCGUCGUCGAGGGAGGCUCCGGGGGAGGUCUCGAUCUCCACACACGAGACGGUCCGGAUGCGGGUCAACCCGAUGCUCCAGAGGAGUUCCCGGCUGCGCUCCUCCCUCAUCUUUUCCUCCUCCAAGACGGAGACCCACAUGGGAGGCCUGGGCAUGAAGGUGGCCAACGAGGAGGACGAGAAUUCCGACUCGCUCCGCACCACUUCCAUCGUCCAACAGAUCCUGGAGAAGCGACGCUCCUUGACCCGGGAACCCUUUGAGUGGAGGAAGAAGGCAGAGGAGAACGAGAGAGAGAAGGAGAAAGAAGAGAAGGAGAAAGAGAAAGAAAAGAAAGAGGCUUGGUUGAAAGAGAAGGCUGAGCCAAAGAAAGAGCCCCCCAAAGUAACCUCAGCCAGCAGAGAGGUGUCUAAGAACCCCCUGGCCGAGGUGGACACCACGAAAGACACCCCAGCAUCUGCAGAUCCCCCCAAACCCCAGUCAUUUAACAUGAACAACCCUUCCAAUAGACUGCAGUACUUCAUGGAGCUGGCUGCUAAGAGGAACGCAUCUAAAGAGGCUGUGAUAAAAGAACCUCCUCAGAAGAAACCAGACCUUCCAGACACUCCUUCUUCCAGCACGACCGCCAUCACCUCGGUCCCCAAAGUCCCCUCAUUUCUCGUGACUGCUCCAGAGCCUGCCCCAAAGAAACCACAAGUCGCAGCCACACCAGAGCUAAAAUGUAAACCUCAAACCUCAAGUUUCAAAAUCUCAGAGCCUGCCGCUUCUACCACAGCACAGAGAAAAGACAGCAGCUCGGAGUCACAGAGGAAAGAGCUCGGUAAGAUUCUAAAGCCAUUCCCUUCUCCGAAGAUCUUCAAGAGGGACACUCUGAAGCCGUUCAAGAGCUCCAACCCACGCCACGUCUCCUGUGAUGAGGAAAUGCUAACAACGGACGCCACAGACGCGGAGAAAAGCGAGCUGAAGAAGUCUCGCUCCAAAAGCUCGUCCAGUAUGUCACAGACCGAGUCUAAGGAGGGGCUCCACAAGAACCUGGGCUCCAACACCUCCCUCAACACCCUGGGAGGGGAGGGAAAGGCCGACACUAAGCCCCUAGACUUCCUCAAGAAGCAGACCCAAAGACUCAAAGGUUUACUGGGACCCAAGGACAAGAAGAGCUCCGGUGGUGCGACAUCGGCAUCCAACGGAGACGAAAAGACCAUGAGAACUGUGCCGGAAAGCUCAGAGGAGCCUGUGAUCGCCGCUAAAAACCUGAGCUCCUCCGCCGACGCUAAAGCCACAGACUAUGCCACCUCCGCAGCCAAUCACAAAGCUGCGUCCAAAACAACAGGUCUGUCUCGGUACCAGAGCUCCAGUGGCUCAGUUCUGUUCAGUAGCAACCUGAGAGACGACACCAAGGUCAUCCUGGAACAGAUCUCUGCCAACAGCCAGAAGAACCGUCUGGAGCGAGGAGGAGGAGAGGAGGCUGGAGGGGAGAAGGACGUAGACGUAGCAGGGGAGAAAGGAGGGCUGGAGAGGGAGCCAACGCUUAAAAAGAACCGCUUCCAGAGGCCCCAGACCAACCCUCAGGAGAGAGAUAGCCUCCUGAAGAGGAUCGAGAGCAUGAGGAAGGACAAGAAGGUCUACAGCCGCUUUGAGAUGGGGAAUAACCUGGGAUAACUAAAGAUGGCUGAGGAACACAUUGACUGGAAGCUGAGUGUGUGUGUGGAGGACGUGCAAACACACACCAACAUGCACACACACACAUCGUUCACAUUCAGCAAUAUAUGUGCCAAACACAUCAUCAGAAGACCAGAGAGAGAGGGAGAACACACUGAACACAAGAACAGCAGAUACCUCCUGUGACUUCAGACUGCAGUCUUCGCGGAUGAUCAGACGAUACUGUACUAAACCUUUAAAAGACUGACUAUGAAACAUGAGAUGAAACAGUACCCAUAUUAGGCAAACGUUGUCUGGUUGGUUUUUGCCUUAUAUGGACUUCAUGGGACAACUUUUCACCGAUUCACCACAAUCCUUUGUCCACGCCUAGAGUGAGAGAGAGUGUAUGUGUGAGAGAAAGUGUGUUGUGUGUGCAUGUUUUACUGCAAGAAAGCAACUGAACACAUGCCCAGCCAUCAAACAUGCCUGUACAGAACAGCACACUCCCUGUGCCAGUCGUAUGUAUGUAUGUGUGUGUGUGUCUGUGUGUGUGGAAACUGGUAAUGCUGAAAGUAUGUCUGGGUUUACACUGUGCCAACGGAGCGCCACGUCUCGUCGAACCCAGAGAACUAUUAUUAACCAGUCUCCACACUAAAGACAGCAGAGAGGGAGAGAGAGAAAAUGAUAGAGGGAGAGAGGAAAAAUACAGAUUAACCCAGCUAGCACAUUUGGUUCCUUGGAAGUUGUGGGAAUGUACGUUUUUUGUUUUCCAUUGGUUCUCAGAACAAAGCUAUACGUUUCCUGACUGGUAAAACUGAACAUCUUUUAAACAUUCUGAGAACGGAAGUGAACAUUUUGCCUGUUCUGAGAACAUUUUUAAGUUGCAGGGAGGUUCUGAGGACGUUUUACUGUGCUUCCUUGAAGGUUUUUAAGUUGCAGGGAGGUUCUGAGGACGUUUUACUGUGCUUCCUUGAAGGUUUUUAAGUUGCAGGGAGGUUCUGAGGACGUUUUACUGUGCUUUCUUGAAGGUUUUUAAGUUGCAGGGAGGUUCUGAGGACGUUUUACUGUGCUUCCUUGAAGGUUUUUAAGUUGCAGGGAGGUUCUGAGGACGUUUUACUGUGCUUUCUUGAAGGUUUUUAAGUUGCAGGGAGGUUCUGAGAACAUUUUACUGCGGUUCCCUGAAGGUUUUCUUGGGAGGUUUUAUUAAUGUUUUGCGAACGGAAAUGAUUAAUUAUUUGAAGGUAAUUAAAUAACGUUCUGAGAACAUGUUUCAAUCAUGCAAACACAUGUAUUUUUUCAUUGUGGUAUGGCGUCAGUGAGAUUCAAACCUAUGAUCUUAUGUUCUCUAGCUAUGAGGUUUAAAAUACUUUUGUUGAUGCUGAAUGUAUACGUUUUUAAAUAACAUUCUUAGAAUGAUCUUUGAAAGCUAUUAAUGUUUUCUUGUGUUUUUUAUGGAAAGUUUUCUUAAUGUUCUUAGAGCAUGACGUUAAAUAUAACAAUGAGGAAACCUGCAGAAAACGUUAUGCUGAGGUACUGAAAUUCCCACAGAAGAUUGUUGUUUCUUAAUGUUCUCUGAACAUUAUGAAAACAUUACUUUAAAUAGAACCAUGAGGAAACCUGCGGAAAACUUUACACUUAAGCACUGAAAUUCCACCUAAGAAACAUGGAUCUCAGAACCUUAUGUGCUAGCUGGGUAUCCUGCACCAUUCCAAGAAAUGUGUUUGAAGUUUGAAUGCAAAAUAACCAUAGGACAACCACACUCUCACCAAGCUCUAAGAAACAUAUUGUUCUCAGAAUUUUAUGUGCUAGCUGGGAAAGGAGAUGGAAAGAGAUGGACCAACAGGGUAAGAGAAUUAGAUACUGUGUAUAUGGCUUGCAGGUCUUUACAAUUUUGUAUUUAUUAAUUAAAUCACCAGUACCUUAGAAGACAAAUUGAGAUUGAGACUGCUUCGUUGCAGCCCUGUGUGGAUGCAGGUACCUUGAAAACGUAGUGAGUUGGAUAGGGUCUGAGUGAUUUUUCCACCACAAAACCUUCACCUAUCCGGUCAAGUCAGGUCAGACAUCUUUGAUGAAGAAACAUAGGGAAGAAGGAAGGAAGGAUGCAUUUCUAAAAUGUUGUAUUUUAUACAAGAGUAUAAAAACUUUCACGCCUUGAGUCUGUCAGUUUGUCUCUGUUCACUACACCAGAAGUGGAAAUAAUAUUUCCAAGUACAUGAACACACUCUGUAAAAAUACUUAGUGAGGGAAUAGAGUUAUGAAUAAUGAAUUAGUGUUGUGUUCGAAACCACCUAAAGCGUGACUGUUUCAAGAUUUAGACCGUAACAAAUCGAGUCCUUCUCAAAACCGAGACGUUUAUUUAACUAGGCAAGUCAGUUAAGAAAAAAAUCUUAUUUACAAUUACGGCCUACCCCGGCCAAACCCGGACGACGCUGGGCCAAUUGUGUGCCGCACUAUGGGACUCCCAAUCAUGGCCGGAUGUGAUACAGCCUGGAUUCAUACCAGGGACUGUAGUCACACCUCUUGCACUGAGAUGCAGUGCCUUAGACCGCUGCGCCACUCGCAAGCUAAGACCGAGACCAGGAGGGAGACAAGGGGUUCCGAGACUUAAGUCAAGACCAUGAUAGUAAUAUAGUCACAGCUGUGUAUAGUCACAGAAAAAACGAUAUGGGUGGGAAACGUCUGUCACUCACCCACUCCAUGACAUCCUCCUAGCAGCUAGCUAACGUUAGGCUCCAUAUUUUUUAGCUUGAUACGCUAGCCUAUAGCCACGUUAUGACCGACUAGUUAGAUUCUAUUGACAUUCUCAGUCUUAGUUACAUUUGUCAGUUCUUGUCCAGAAUAUUGAGUCAUUGAAACUGAAACGGUGCAUCCCGAAUGGAUGCCGCAAACAAUGUACCAGGUCAGCUGUGAUUUACAACCUGAUAGCAAUAUUUUUUGAACAACCAAGAAAUGUUUUGGUGAAUUACAUGAAUCAUGCAUUGAACUGCAUCAUGGAACGUUGAGUCAAAUUGAACCUAUUUUUAAAACCUCUUAUAAAGUUGGUUUUGUAGCGUCAAGUGAGAAUUGUAUAUUUUUUUUACUGAUAUUAUGAUUGUCUGUUUGUAGUUAAAACUAGUGAUGCACCGCUAUGACAUUUCUGGCCAUACCGAUAUCUAAUAUCUUUCUUGCCAAAAAACCUGAUACCGAUAACUAAUAUUUAACAUUUUAGCCGCUUUUUAAGCAUUCUAGUACAGUUAAAUAGUUAACACACACACACAUGGACGCGGCAAGAGGCGUCACUACAGUCCCUGGUUCGAUUCCAGGCUGUAUCACAUCCGGCCGUGAUUGGGAAUCCCAUAGGGCAUCGCACAAUUGGCCCAGCGUCGUCCGGGCCAUCAUUGUAAAAAAUGAUUUGUUCUUAACUGACUUGCCUAGUUAAAUAAAGGUUACAGAUUCACACACACACACACACCACACUGACCAGAAAGUUAUUCUGUUGGCAUUUACGUAUGUCCCCAUUACCAGUAAAACAUAAUCAAAAACGAUUUACUUAACUUACUUGCUGUGCUGUUUCGUUGUUCAUUUGUUCAGUCAUUUCAUUCUCAACCAGGAUUUCUAUGGAACACGUUUGGGUCUUUGCGUGUCAAAAAAGAUACACAUCAAAUAACAGUAUUUGAUGUGUCAAAUAAGCUUGUUUACCAAUCAGGACCUGAAUGUGACUGCACAUCACAUAAUAAUUGAACGCAUUCAUAAUGUUUUUACGUAGUUAUUACACAUUGAUUACACUAUCACUCGUAUUUCAUAUGUCACAAUGAUUAAUCAAUACGUAUGCUAUGAUGCUGGUAAAGUUGUCUCGCGCACCAACAGUGCUGGUUAUAAAAAAAGCUAGCUAGCUCAUGGAUGCAAAAAAAUCUAUUUCAGUAGCUAUAAUUAGCUAACUAACUAUAGAGCUAGGUGUCAUCAUCUCAAAUAACCCUAAUUUAUAAGACAGUUCUUAUAGCUAAAGCUAGCUACCCCAGAAGGUCAAACAAAUGAACGUUAUGCUUUAUUACCAACGCGGUAUUGUAAACACAUCGUUCAUGGCCGGUGUACUUUUUUUGUACGGCUUUGACAGUGCUACUGUAUCUUUUUUGACACGCAAAGACCCAAACGGCGUUCCAUAGUAUGUAUGUUGUGAAGCUAAUAGCAGUGAUGCUAUUACUGUGUAACUCCGGUAGGGCAACAUCUGAAAAAUAAUGCACUUGGUAGUGUGUACAGGUGCUCAACCAGUCGGCAAAUUGUCAAGGGCAAUGAAUUCCAUCAUCUUGGCUUUAAUGGAUUUUGCCUUUGAGUUGUCUCGCUGAAAUGUUCUUACUCUUUCAAAUGACUGCUGGACUUGUUGACUGCUUGAUCCACACAGCAGACAUUGUGGGCUAGGUUAGGAAUGCUGUGUUGCACGUGUAGGGCAACAUUUUAUGUGGUGUCAUUACGUCAUGACUACGUUAUAUAAGUAUGCACAGUAGCUUUGACAAAUGGUUUUUGCCAUUUUUUGCUAAUAUCGUCCGAUUCCGAUAUGUUCACCGAUAUAUCGUGCAACCCUAGUUAUAACGCUGUCAUUUUCACUUUAAACUUUAGGUCACCGGUUACUUUGUUUGCUAAACAUGAAAUGUGUUUUGCAAUGGAAGUAAUAGUUGUACAUUUUGAUUGGGAAAUGCCUUAUGGUUGUGUUUUUGUGUUCUUAUGAUUGGGACCUACUGGCUUAUUAUGUCUGAGUUUAUGGACUGCUUAUCCUUUAACAUCAUGCUGUGUGGGACUGCUGUCUUUCCAUGCAGUGGUGUCUGGAGAAGUGGGUAUACUCUAAUUUUGCCCAAAAGUUCCCAAAUGGCCCACCCAACGAAGGAAAGGCAUCCUGUGUGAAAGUACUAUAUUUUCCUAUACAUUUUUCAGAUGUUCACUCUCAAAAUCACACUUUUUUAAAAUAAAAAAUACCAAAUUGUGACGGUCUAAGGCCACAACAAUGCUUUAACCACAUUAAUCUGAUUAUCUGUCAGGGCCUGGCUCCACAGUGGGCCUCUGUCCACCCAGGCCCAUCCAUGUCUACACCCCGGAUGCAGCACAUGAUGACAAAUAGCCUUCUAACCAACAAUAAGGACUUAACUUUUUCAAUACCUGGUUUGCGUACCCAUUGUUGCCUUAGUUAUCAUUUACUGGUAGAUAUCAUAAGUUGAAAUGUCUGGCCAUAUACCACACCCCAUCGAGCCUUAAAACUUAAGUAGAAGCAAUGCCCACAAAAACAAAAGUGGGUAUAUGGCUUAUACCUGCAUAUACCCUCAACUAGACCACUGGCCCUUUGUGUUUUACAAAAAGUGUACUCUCAUACAUUAGUGCGCCGGUGUUACGGUCCUUUCAGAAUCACGAACCUGUCACAUACAUAAGACCUAUAGGUUCCCACUGCACUGACCUGUCACACACUGAAGACCAAUAGGUUCACCACUGUACUAACCUGUUACACACUGAAGACCAAUAGGUUCACCACUGUACUAACCUGUUACACUGAAGAUCUAUAGGUUCACCAUUGCGCAACAUGUCUAUAACAGGUAUAAAGACUCUUAAGAUACUGUAUCAAUGUUUCAAGAAAGGAGAGUUGUAUAUAUUUGACCUGGCUAAGUGGUUUUAUGCCCUGACUGAAUGGGAGCUGAUAAUUAUUCAUUUUUUUACUCUGCUGGUCUCGGGAAGACAUUUUGAUACCUAACUGUCUGAGACAGAGUCAAGAGUGAGUACAAGACAAGACCGAAACACUCAAUAUGUGGUCUCGAGAAUGGACUCGAGGAACAUUCACUAUCUUCUUGGUAAGCAACUCCAGUGUAGAUUUGACCUUCGGUUUUAGGUUAUUGUCCUGCUGAAAGGUAAAUUCAUCUCUCGGUGUCUGGUGGAAAGCAGACACUGAGAGAUGGUCUCGAGUUCUACAACACCGACAAGGGAUAUAUUAGUGUAAAUAUUGGUAUAGAUAAAAAGGGUUUGUUGUUGAUACUGUAACAAGUGACAAAUGAUAGCCUAUCACCAGGCUGUUAAAUAACGUCUUGUGUCAUUUUUUAUUAACAUGAUUAAUGACUGUAGUAAGACAAUCAGAAUAUCAGAAUUAAAGGGAUUUUGCACAGUAGGGAAAUGUUUUCUUUUACAACUCUAUUUUAUUUUAUGAUGUCAUGUUUAACAAAAAAACAUAUUGUAAUAAAGUCUUAAUGUGGCUAAAGCUGA